Messenger RNA from Myotis myotis, 1781 nucleotides. It is a transcript of the gene FAM110A, whose product is annotated as family with sequence similarity 110 member A. The coding region runs from base 314 to 1198 and encodes 294 amino acids. The record is from RefSeq and is a predicted model, not a curated record. NCBI's taxonomy places the organism in Eukaryota, Metazoa, Chordata, Mammalia, Chiroptera, Vespertilionidae. The transcript is spliced from 2 exons.
CGCACCAGGACCUUCGUUCCGGUGGGGGCCUUGCGACAGUCGGGUCCCCCCCGCUCGUCUCGGGUGCGGAGGACCGCUCCGAAGAGGUCCCUCUGCGGGUCCUCACGCGGGACUGGCCCCCGAGCGGCGUUGGGCGUGGCCAUUCCCGGGUCCGAGCUGUCAGCCUCUCCACCACCCGACCUGGAAGAGCCGGGACUCGCCUAGGGUGGGCUCCAGCCGUUGCCGGCGUCCAGCUGCCAAUUUUCUGCCUGGAUCGCUGUCUCCUCACUUCUCCCGUGUCCUCGUGCAGAAGGCCUUGGGGUAUGUAACAGUCAUGCCUGUGGACAUGCUGUCUCCUGGAGCCCGGGACUCACCCGCCCUGCCUUUCCGCCUGAGGACCAAGGUCCCGGGCUACCUGCUCCGGAGGCCGGCCGACGGUGGAGCCCGGAAACCUAGUGCGGUGGAGCGCCUGGAGGCCGACAAGGCCAAGUACGUCAAGAGCCUGCAGGUGGCCAACACCCGCCAGCAACCUGUGCAGCCGCUGCUGUCCAAGCAGCCGCUCUUCAGCCCUGGGACUCGCCGCACCGUGCUCACUCCUAGCCGCCGAGCCCUGCCGGGCCCCUGCCGCCGGCCCCAGCUGGACCUGGACAUCCUUAGCAGCCUUAUCGACUUGUGUGAUAGCCCGGUGUCCCCUGCCGAGGCUAGCCGCACCCCCGGGCGGGCAGAGGGAGCCCCCCAGGACCCCCCAGCCACCCCUCCACGCCCACCUCCCAGUACCGCUGCCGUCCGCCGAGUGGAUGUCCGUCCCCUGCCGGCCUCACCUGCCCAGCCCUGCCCAUCACCGGACACUGCCGCCUCCAGUCCAGCCCGGCCCCCGGGUUUGCAGCGCUCCAAGUCAGACCUGAGUGAGCGCUUCUCGCGGGCAGCGGCCGACCUGGAGCGAUUUUUUAACUUCUGCGGCCUGGACCCAGAGGAGGCACGGGGGUUGGGUGUGGCACACCUGGCACGAGCCAGCUCAGACAUAGUGUCUCUGGCGGGGCCCAGUGCUGGGCCAGGUAGCUCCGAGGGGGGCUGCUCCCACCGCAGCUCGGCCACUAUUGAGGAGCGGGCCCGGGAGCGCGUCCCCUAUGGCGUGUCCGUGAUUGAGCGCAAUGCCCGUGUGAUCAAGUGGCUGUACGGGUUGCGGCAAGCACGGGAGACUCCAGCGGUGGAGGGAUAGGUCUCCACUGGACUCGCAUUCGGCACAGGACAGAGCUGAAAGAGGCAGCUGGCCCCUUGAGCUCUCUUUCACCCUUUCCCUGGUUGGAGCAGACCAGAGACCACUGCCUUUGGUGAACUUGGCAUGGAGGCAAAGGCUCCGACGCUGGGCCAGCAUCCGUCUGGCAAGGACUGACCCUGGAGAGAGUGGCCUCUUGACUUGGCCCACUCCCUCCUCCUCACCUGUCGGGAUUUUGCCAGCAUUGUCCCUCUGCGUGGUUCCUCUCAUGGGCUUGGGGCACUUAGCCCUCCCCCCUGAGUGAGGGGCCAAGGAUCCCUACCAGGUCUGUCUACCCCGUGGCUCUGUUUCUUCCUUCCUUCCUUGGCCUCUAUCCUUUCCUGACUUCCUCUUCGUCACUCAGUGGGCCCUGGUUCCCUGGGAAUUCACCCUAGGGUGGGGGCAGGGAAGAGUGGUCUAGCCACUGUUCUUCCCAGGCCUUGGCAACCUGGCCUAGGUGGGUAGACUACAGGAGGGACUGGUAGAAGCCCUCCUGGCUCUGGCUUCCUUCCCUUUGGUUAAUAAACACAAAUGCUUGCUUUUUAAA